Aricia agestis (brown argus) is the source of this 613-nucleotide messenger RNA. Its product is annotated as DEAD-box ATP-dependent RNA helicase 12-like. Bases 160 to 417 code for a protein of 85 amino acids. NCBI's taxonomy places the organism in Eukaryota, Metazoa, Arthropoda, Insecta, Lepidoptera, Lycaenidae. The transcript has a single exon. The record is from RefSeq and is a predicted model, not a curated record.
CAGGUGUCGUUGACUGUUGAGGACAUGAUUCACAGUCGAGUAAAGCAUACGGUUUGUGUUGUUGCAGCCCUGCGGCCUGAUAUGACCCACGUCUGACGCGACGCGCGACGACCGGCGACAGCGACAGCCACCGCGACCGCGACCGCGACUACGAGUGCGAUGUUCGGGGGUGGCGGCGGCGGCGGCGGUGGCGGAGGCGGCGCGUACGGCAGCGCGGGCGGGGAGUGCGGCGAGGGCUACGGGCUGUACGGCGGCGGGCGCCUGCAGCCCUACGCCGCCCCCUUCCCCUCCCACCACACCUGGCACCACCACCACGCUGCCCACCACGACUCCUACGGUACGCUCCCCUCUCCCCGCUCUACGUGCUCCACCCCGCUCGCGGCUCCUGAGUCGACACGACCCGCCGGUGUCGUCUAGUUUCGCUCUUCGCCAGAAUAUAGUUUGUUCUCGACGUUUUACUGUUUAUUUGACAGUAUUAAUCGAAUUUAAAAUCGAUCGCGUCGUAAAUUCUUAUCGGGCGAUCUUUGGCCGGCGAUAAGCUAAUUAAUUCGUUUGUUCUCGACAUACAUAAACAAUGAAACGUAUUAUCAUAAUACUGUCGUCUGGUGGAGCA